CAAAAAUAAAACAGUGGACAACAAGCCAGCAGAGCAUGAUGGCGGCGUCUCUGCUGCGCCGGGACAAGAAAGCUGCUGCCGCUCACCUGAAGGCAGACUUGAACGGGACUGACAACACUACAGGGCUGCGAAACCUUCAGGAACUACUCGACGUUGUGCUAAAUCCCGAAAAACCCGCAACGGACAGCGAAGCUCUUGACUGGUGUAAAUGUCUGAUCGCCGGAGGAGAGGGGUUCGAGGAGUUCUGCAACACGGUCCGGUCCUAUGACAACGCUACGCUGUGCGGCUUGGUUUGGACGGCUAAUUUUGUGGCGUAUAGAUGUCGCUCUUGUGGCAUCUCGCCCUGCAUGUCACUGUGCGCCGAGUGUUUUAAUAAUGGAGAACACACGGGCCACGAUUUCAACAUGUUCCGGAGCCAGGCUGGUGGGGCCUGCGACUGUGGAGACACUAAUGUCAUGCGAGAGACUGGCUUUUGCAGACGCCAUCGGUUAAGAACUGGAGAGAACCGUCCAUCUAUACCUCAAGACCUUCUCUUGAUGUCUGAGCUUGUUCUACCUCGCUUUAUCCUGAGUGUCAUCCAGUAUCUGAGGGAUGGAUACACAGAGCCAGACUCCUCGGCUGACAGAGAUCUACAGAAAGUUCUGCAGCAGCUAGAGCCUCAAAUCUCCUUCAUGGAGGAGCUAACUAAAAUGGGAGGAGCAAUGCGAACUGUUUUGACAAAAAUCUUGACCAACCAGCAGUUGUUCAAGGAGCUAAGCAUGGGCCAGGAGGAAAAUGUUUAUGCCAAAAAGAACUAUGACAAGUAUUUGUCAGCGUUGAAGAACUCCGGCCUGGUGUCUGUGGAGGAGAAGUCUCAAGGUGCUACAGCAGAUGUUGCUGUUGAUGCUGAAGGAGAAGACGAAGCCAUUAUGCUUUUAGGAUGCUCAGCAGAAGGAUGUGCAGACGAUUCAAGUAAAGAGGAGGACCAAGAUGCCGGGCAGUCUGUUGGACGGAGGAAGAGGGUGAAGUUGAGCAGCUGUACGAAAGAUUUGUGUAUUAUUGAGUCUUUGAAGCAUCGAUGCUUUUUGGAAGAGUUGCUCUUUUGGACAAUAAAGUACGAGUUUCCUCAGAAGAUGGUCACGUUCUUACUCAACAUGUUGCCAGAUCAAGAUUAUAAGAUCACCUUCACAAAAACAUUUGUUCAACAUUAUGCAUUCAUCAUGAAGACGCUGAUGAAGAGCCACGAGUCGGACACCAUGUCCAAUCGCAUUGUGCACAUCAGUGUGCAGCUGUUCAGCAACGAGGAGCUGGCCCGGCACGUGACGGAGGAGUGUCAGCUGCUGGACAUCAUGGUCACCGUCCUGCUCUACAUGAUGGAGAGUUGCCUCAUCAAAAGUGAGCUUCAAGAUGAAGAGAACAAUCGCCACGUCGUGGUGAACUGCAGCGAGGCCUUGCUGAAGAACAACACCUACUGGCCAUUAGUCAGCGACUUCAUUAACAUCCUGUCACACCAAAGUGUUGCAAAGAAGUUCCUGGAGGAUCAUUCGCUGUUGAUGCUGUGGAUGAGCUUUGUGUCGUUUUUCCAAGGCAUGAAUCUGAACAAGCGGGAGCUGAAUGAGCAUGUGGAAUUCGAGUCUCAAACCUACUAUGCAGCAUUUGCAGCAGAGCUGGAGGCCUGUGCGCAGCCCAUGUGGGGCCUGUUAACACACUGUAAAGUCAAGGAGACUCAGGAGUACACCAAAACUGUGGUGCGCUACUGUCUGGAGACUCUUCAGAUCUGGUUUGAUGCAAUCAACUUUGUGGACGAGCCUGCUCCGAAUCAAGUGACAUUUCACCUGCCACUGCACCGGUACUACGCCAUGUUCCUAAGCAAGGCCGUGAAGUGCCAAGGGCUGGACCUGGACAGCCUUCUCCCCGACCAAGAGAUGCUGAUGAAGAUUAUGGUGCACCCUCUCCAAAUUCAGGCCUCUCUGUCGGAGAUCCACAGCAACAUGUGGGUCCGAAACGGCCUUCAGAUCAAGGGCCAGGCGAUGACAUACGUGCAGUCCCACUUCUGCAACUCCAUGAUUGACCCUGAUAUUUUUCUGCUCCAGGUUUGUGCAUCCAGACUGGACCCGGACUACUUCAUCUCAAGUGUCUUUGAGAGAUUUAAAGUGGUGGAUUUGCUGACCAUGGCGUCGCAGCAUCAGAACUCUCUGUUGGACCCUGAGCAGGAGCGACCCAUGUUAGAAGGUGCCCUCACCUUCUUGGUCAUAUUGACGAGCCUUCGCACUCAUUUGGGAAUGACUGAUGACGAGAUACUCCGGGCAGAGAUGGUCUCACAGCUGUGUAUGAACGACCGCACGCACAGCUCGCUGUUAGACCUGAUUCCAGAGAACCCCAACCCAAAGAGUGGCAUUGUGCCUGGCAGUUGUAGUUUUGAAGAAAUGCUUUCUGCUGUAGCCGAUUUCAAAGCUCCUGUGUUUGAACCAGGAGGUUCCAUGCAGCAGGGAAUGUACACACCCAAAGCGGAUGUGUGGGAGAAGGAGUUUGACCCAAUCAUGGUGGUGCUCAGAACUGUCUACCGGCGAGACGUCCAGUCAGCGAUGGACAGAUACGCUGCCUUCUUGAAGCAGUCUGGCAUCGACGCUGCUACACCAUGGCCACCUUACAAGGAGAGGACCCCUCUGCAUCCUUGCUAUAAAGGCCUAAUCAGGCUGUUGCACUGCAAGACCCUUCACAUUGUGAUCUUCACUCUCCUUUACAAGAUCUGGAACGACCACCAGAACAUGUACGAACAUGUGCUCUGCAUGGUGCUGUACUUGAUCGAGCUGGGCUUGGAUAACCAGGUUCAAGAGAGCAAGGAAGAUGAGGAGCCGUGCAUCGAGGAGCACUGUCACGACAGCUGGUUUCCAGGCACCAACCUCCUCUCCAAUCUGCACCACGUUAUCAACUUUGUCCGGGUACGUGUUCCUGAGACGGCCCCUGAGGUGAAGCGUGAAGCUCCAGCUAGCACCAGCUCUGAAGCUUCAGCCUACGGCCAGAACUCCAGGCGCCUGUCAGGGAAUUGGAGAGAGAAUCUGCGUGAAGCUCAAGUAUUCAGUCUCGUGGCGGAGCGCCGAAGAAAGUUUCAGGAGAUAAUCAACCGCAGCAGCACCGAAGCCAGCCAGGCCGUCAAGCCCAAGAGCACGUCGACACGGUGGGUCCCGCCGGGCUCUCCGCCCCAGCUGGUGACAGAGAUCCUGGAGAUCCGGGAGAGCAUGCUGACACUUCUCAUCAAGCUCCACCAGAAGUUGUCGUCCAAGCAGAAUUCUCUGUCGCCAUCAUGGCUCGACGACUUGGACUUGAGCCGCCACGCUCAUGGCGAUGGCAUCACGGCCAUCGAGCGAAUUCUCACCAAAGCGGCCACACGCAGCUGUCAAAUCAAGCGCAGCAUUCAGGACAUUUGUGGGAAGGUAUCGCCUCCAGUUCCACCUAAGAAAAGCAGCGCCACCGACAAGAAGACCAUGGAUAAAGAGGAGAGACGUCAGCGAGCCAGAGAGCGACAGCAGAAGCUACUUGCUGAAUUUGCCUCGAGACAAAAGAGCUUCAUGGAAACAGCCAUGGAUGUUGAAUCUCCAGAAACGGAGGCAGCCAUGGACAUGGGGACAUCAGAAGUCAUGGAAUCAGAGAUCCUUUACGACUGUGUGAUCUGUGGUCAGAGUGGACCCUCCACUGAGGACAGACCAACCGGACUAGUUGUCCUCCUCCAAGCAUCAUCAGUUCUGGGUCACCGCUGUAAGAGCAGCGAGGCAAAGAAGCUGCCAACAAGUGACGAAGAACACAUCUACUCUGCGGACACGUGCGCCGUCGCCAAUGAUGUCCGACUCACGCUCAUGCAGCAGUUCUUCAAAGAUAGCUCUUGUCUGCAAUGCGUGUCAAUUGGAUGGGACGGCGGCGUCUACGUUCAGACCUGCGGACACACACUGCAUAUUGAUUGCCACAAGUCCUACAUGGAGUCACUGAGGAAUGACCAGGUCCUUCAGGGUUUUUCGGUUGACAAGGGGGAGUUCACCUGCCCACUGUGUCGACAGUUUGCCAACAGUGUUCUUCCCUGCCGCCCGGGACGGGGCCCUGAGCCCAGUCCAUGGCACUCAGCCUCAAACAAAAAGACCUGUGUGCUCGUUAAAGAGGUGGAAGAUCUGCAGGAUAAAUUGGGCCCAUUUCCAGUGGAGACAAAUCUGACUAAAGAGAUGGAGUUGGUCAUCAAAGACAUCAAAAACACCACCCAGAAAAAGUACAUGGACUACGGCAAAAACCCUGGGUCCCCCGACAACGACUUUCUCUUCAUGUACUCAGUGGCAAGGACCAACCUGGAGUUAGAACUUGUCCAUCGGGGAGGAAACCUGUGUUGCGGAGGAGCCAGUGCCGCUGCCAAAAGAUCCUGUCUCAAUCAGCUCUUCCAUGUUUUGGCAAUGCACAUGCGACUCUACAGCAUUGACUCAGCCUACAAUCCCUGGACAAAGCUGACCCAGGUGUCACAGAACCGAGAAUCAGAUGGCUUCGAUGAAGCCAGACCAGAGGUGCCCAUGCUGUUCAGAGAUGUCCCUUCGCUUCUGAUUAUUUUUGUGCUGACCAUGCCACAGCCUCUUCGGAAAGAGCACUUCAGCUGUGUGGUGAAGAUGCUGUACAACCUGCAGUACACACAGGCCCUCGCAGCUCUCUCCACCAAGCUCAGCCCAGAGGAAAGGCAGGCCUGGACCUCGACUGGGGCAAUGAAAAAGCCCCCUCGACCUUCUACGAGCCAGCCGGGACACUUAUAUCCUCAGAUUUCCGCAAACGGAGACAAGUCAUUUGAAGCGCUGCUCAGUCACAUCAUCAGUGAACUCUCCCGGGACACGAGCAUCUACAAGGUGAACCCGGAGGAGGCAUCAAUGUUGAGCUGUGGCGUGUGGUCGCCACAAUCUAUCGAGUUCAGCCUCCAGCAGUUCUGCCUGCCCUUCCUCCGCCUCUCCUGCCUGCUGCAGCAUCACCUCUAUGGAGACAACCUGCCUGGCUGCCCGGAGGAGGAGGAGUUCUCUUCAUUGGCGGCGUGUUUGGGGCUGAUGCCCUCCACCUUCCAGGCGUCUGCCGGUGUCAACAGUGCCUCAUGUCUGGAGUGGGCGGUCGGCGCCUUUGACUUGGUGACUCAGUGGUGCGCCGAGGUCAAAGAGCUCCCUCAGAUUCAGACGGAACAAUCAUUGACCCUGCUCGUCCAGGACCCCCAGUGGGCUGCCCCUCGUCUUCUGCAGCUCCCUAGCAACUACAACAUCAUCUUCCAGUACUAUCACAGGAAGGCCUGCACUGCCUGCAAGAAGGUGCCAAAAGACCCUGCUCUCUGCCUGGUUUGUGGAGCCUUUGUGUGUCUCAAAGGCGUCUGCUGCAAACAGCAGGGGAUCUGUGAAUGUGUUUUGCACUCCCAACACUGUGGCGCAGCUACAGGAAUCUUUCUUUUGAUCAAUGCCUCAGUCAUCAUCAUCAUCCGCGGCCAUCGCUUCUGCCUGUGGGGCUCCGUGUACCUCGACGCUCACGGAGAGGAGGACCGAGAUUUACGCCGUGGCAAGCCUCUCUUCCUGUGCGAGGAGCGGUAUCGAGUGUUGGAGCAGCAGUGGGUUUCACACACCUUCGAUCACAUCAAUAAGCGCUGGGGGCCUCACUAUAACGGACUGUAGGUUCCUCCAAAGUCCACAUCAAAGUGCAGCCCAUGACGGAGAGGCUCCUCUCCGGCCCGCAGCGUCCGCCUCGAUCAAAGGAGCGGUGCGUCACCACAAGAAACACCCAGCAGUCUGCUGCCACAACUUUGGUUCAUGUGAAGUUUGGUGUACAAUGAUGCCUAAAGAUUACCAGCUCUGUGUGUGCGUGUGUUCGUUUUAAGUGAUUUGUCGUGUGGUUUCCAGCAGGAACAAAUAGAAAGAUGGGAGGAAGAGAAGCACAAGAUGGAGCACAGCGAGCGGAAGGAGAAGGUGUUGAGUUGCGAAGCCUGUCAUACAUAUUUGGGCUAUUCUUUAGGAAUUUGCUGGAUUUCCCUGAAGUUUGAUUACCUUUGCACAGUUGAUGAUCAUGAUUUUGAUGCAUAUCUAUUUUAUUUAUGGACGUGUGCUCUGCUGUGCUGGCAUGAGAUUCCAACUCAAGUGUAGUGUGUAGCCACGAGAAGCUGGACGAAUCCACCCAUCAACACGAUUUGUUUUGUAAACAAGCAAAGGCUCUUGUUGGCGGGGUCGACUUGCAAUUCACCCUCAGGAAUUUUUUUGUUUUGCUGUUUCAGAAAACAUUUUAGAUAUUUAAAUAAAUGCUGCUGCUCAUCGUUUAGUCAUUUUAACCGCUGUGAUGAUUUUCUUAAGCUCAUGAAAGAAUGCUGGGAGUAUUGCCGACUCGCUUUGCUUGCGUGAUUUAAAAGAAAAAGAAGCGCACACCACGACAUCCUGGUCACCAAACCGUACAAUUGGAUUUGUUCCGCGAAGAACUCAAACGGUGACGGCUCAGUUGGCCGAGACCCAAUACGCCGCGUUUUAAACUUGGAUCGGACUUAACUUCGCUCGGUGCAUGACCUCCGUCUAAAUGGCCUGAUCAGUUGUGUUCUGGAAGAUCUAGCUCGUCGUGCCUGAAGGACGAUUUCGUGGAAGACAAGUCAGGCUCCCAUGAGGAGUCAGGAACACUUGAGACGCCACACGUUCAUGCAUGCUGCUUUUCUGUUUUCUGAGAUUCUUAUUUCAUUUUGAUUCCUUUCAGCAGCCAUUUUGUAAAUGACCGCAACCAAAUAGCCGGAGUCAUGGGUGUAAAUUAUGAUUUGUGUGUGCGUGUGCGCGUGAGUCAAGAGGAUACAGUACAUUACUGUAGGUGCCGACUUCAACUUUCUGAUUUGGAGCAGGAAGUGUAACUUGGUCAUUCAAUGCAAAAUGUAAAAUAUGUGAAUAAAAUAUAAGCACACGGUCGUCUCUUUUUAAUGUUAAAUUCAGUUUUGCUAAAGAACCAAAAAAAAAGUUUAUUUCUUGGUCUUAGUACUUGUGUACUUACUAUUACAGGGUUGAAUGGUUAACUAGAAGCGAGGAAACGUCCUGGACCAGAGUAGAGCGAUGGUCUGUGGCGUCAUGUUGGACAAGCCAAGAGAGGAUCAUUGAUAUUCACAGCUCUGAGCUAUAAUCAAAGCAUCUGGAUCGAUCGUACAUUCAAUAAGAGAGAUGGGUUUAAAGGUCUGUUUGAAAAUGAUCGACCCUUUGUUUCCUGCAAACAUGGCACAAUCCGCUCGAUUAUAGAAAUCAUCAGAACUUUAGAUCGAAUUUAUUACCCGUAACUCGCUAAAUCGGGGGUGUAGGCCAAUCGUGCUCAUGCGCUUAUGUAGUAAUGCGCGCCACUUUGACGAACUGGCGGGCGGAAAUCGAAGCUGAUGUCAAAGGGGUCAGAGUUUACG
Messenger RNA from Synchiropus splendidus (mandarinfish), 7384 nucleotides. RefSeq names its product ubiquitin protein ligase E3 component n-recognin 3 (gene ubr3). The record is from RefSeq and is a predicted model, not a curated record. Gene Ontology annotation, molecular function: zinc ion binding; ubiquitin protein ligase activity. The coding region runs from base 36 to 5648 and encodes 1870 amino acids. Gene Ontology annotation, biological process: ubiquitin-dependent protein catabolic process via the N-end rule pathway; protein ubiquitination. Gene Ontology annotation, cellular component: cytoplasm; ubiquitin ligase complex. Lineage: Eukaryota; Metazoa; Chordata; Actinopteri; Syngnathiformes; Callionymidae. The transcript is spliced from 41 exons.